CAGGAGGAGGAGGCAUAGGUGUCGUAUGCUUGCACUUCCCAGUUCCUGCUUGCGGUUAAAUGGGUCCUUUCUACUCUUAUUACGAAAGUGGAACUGUGAUUAGCUUUGCUUUUUACAGCGUGGCGGCAAUGCGAAGGAAAAGCUAAAGUGAAGCAAAAUGUACAUGGCCCUGGUGUCAUUUUGGGAUUCUAAUGUUAAGUCACAGUGUUUUUGUCUAUGCACGAGGGGAGCUUGCUACUUUCUGAUAGAUAGUGACAUCCACACUUGUUAAAUCUAAUUACUACAUAAGCCUUUCUCAUUAACAAUUAUCUGCCACCCAAUUAUUUUUCAACGAGAGAGAGAGAGAGAGAGAUGGAAAGCAAAGGAGCAAAGCCUGAAUUCAAGAAAGGUUUGUGGAAACCAGAGGAGGACUUGAUCCUGAAAACAUAUGUAGAGACUCACGGUGAAGGCAACUGGUCAGCUGUGUCUAAGAGAUCAGGUUUGAUGAGAUGUGGGAAGAGUUGCAGAUUACGAUGGAAGAAUUAUCUAAGACCCAAUAUUAUACGAGGUGGGAUGUCCCAAGAUGAAGAAGACAUGAUAAUUAGAAUGCAUAAGCUUCUUGGCAACCGGUGGACACUUAUAGCCGGUCGACUUCCUGGUCGGACGGACAACGAUGUGAAAAACUACUGGAAUACCCAUUUAAACAAGAGAUGCCCUAUAAGAAAAAGAAAAACCAUCGACUCCAAACCUGACCAGAACGACAAUAACACCAAGAAGCAGUACAGAAGCAAGAGAAUCCGUUCACUAAGCAAUUCUCAGCCCACUUGCAACACGAGUCCAAUAGGCAGCACUGAAGAAUUGGAAGGGAAGAACCAAGAGAAAGAAGAGAGAAGUGCUGUGAUCAGUGAUGCAUGGAUACAACAAGAUGCGCAGAGCAUGAACUCUUGCAUAGAAUCUCCAAUGGUGUUCCACAACAAUGCUGCCUUUUUCUUUGAAGAUGAGCCUUUCCUAACCUACUGUGAUUCCUUUGAUAUGUUUGAAUCAUUAGGCUGUGGUAGUGACUACUGGUAAGAAGACAUAUUUACAGGUAGUCGCGCAAUCAAUCAUGCCACAGUUUAUGAUAUCAGACUCCAAGCAUGAUGUCCCUGCACUCUGCACCUGAGAUGAUCGCUUCUAAUUAAAAAGUAAUAGUUGUGAUUUCUCCGUGGGACAGGAAAAGCUGUGCUCUUUCCUGCACUGUUGAGGAUUAUUCAAUGGAUUCUAAUAUAUAUAUAUAUAUAUAUAUAAGCACCUACCUACCUAUAAUUAUGUUUCAAACAGAUGUAAGGCAAUAUGCCGGUGGCUCUUCCUGUGAUUUCCGCAUGUCGCAUAAAAAUCUAAAGUCCCAUAAAAAAAGAAAAGAAAAAUCAAAACCAUAUUUCACAUGAAAAAAAGAAGAAGAAGAAAGAAUUCACGAAAGUUAAGACCAAGUCGCAUGACACUCAAAAUCAGAAAUCCAUCACCAAACCUCAGAGUUACAUGCAAGUCUCACAAAAAUGAAGACAUCCUCAGAACAGAGCAAUGAAGUUGCAGGUUACAAGGUUAGAGUGAGAUAUAAACUCAAAAAAUUUCCAACACCUCAAACAUUCGUCUCAUCAUCUUUUGGGUGUUUUUUUAAUAUAACA
Populus euphratica (Euphrates poplar) is the source of this 1643-nucleotide messenger RNA. Its product is annotated as transcription factor MYB82-like. The coding region runs from base 352 to 1050 and encodes 232 amino acids. Lineage: Eukaryota; Viridiplantae; Streptophyta; Magnoliopsida; Malpighiales; Salicaceae. The transcript has 3 exons. The record is from RefSeq and is a predicted model, not a curated record.